This is a messenger RNA of Trypanosoma theileri, 819 nucleotides long. RefSeq lists its product as uncharacterized. Lineage: Eukaryota; Euglenozoa; Kinetoplastea; Trypanosomatida; Trypanosomatidae. Bases 1 to 819 code for a protein of 272 amino acids. The transcript has a single exon. The record is from RefSeq and is a predicted model, not a curated record.
AUGGUUUCUCCUCAGCAGUGUAGUGUUCGACGUGGCCGAAUGCACAACGCGGUGCCGCUGCCGGGCAUCACAUUCGCCGGCACGUCGUACGGCCGCGGCGUGUCGGUCUUCGCGCCGCUCCCGCCGGGGGACGCCCGCCGCCGCCGCCACCGCGACGUGGAGGACUUCCGCCGGGCCCCCCGCCCCCCGCAGCGGCCGCGGUGGAACGCGUCAAUUCUCGACGAGGCCCACCCGUUCCCGCAGCCGCCGCUCAUGCACGUCCUGCAGCGCCGCGGCAGCAACGGCGGGGAGGCCGACAGCAGUGAUAAGACCGGCCCGCAGCUCUUGACAGCACGUGGGGUGGACAGCACACGCAGAGCGGCGGGGAGUGUGGUGAGGGAAAGAGAACACGAGUUGGCGCUCGAGCGGGGAUGGUGCAUCUCAACAAAUGUAAGCGAUCCUUCAGCACGGUUCCGCAAGACUGCUGAUUUUCAGGUGAGUUAUUUGGAACUAAAUAAGAGCAAAAAGGGUAUGCUGGAUGAAAGUACAUAUGUAUCACCGAUGCGUCGUGUAGCUCUCAUGGAUGAGUCUAUUAGGGCUACUAAACGAAGUAAAAGAAAAGAGGAUGAAUUAAUGUUACAAUCGCAACUUGCCCGUCAAGGGGCGCCAUCAGUUUUUAAGAUGAGCAAUAUUGAUGAGUGGUGGAGUUUAGAUCCUAUACUCAAAAUGAGAACACUACCAAAAGUAAAAAAAAGUGAAGAAGAAGAAGUAGAAGAAGAAGAAGAAGGAAAAUCUCCGACAACAUUGAUCGGAAAUGUACAGGAAAAAUAUGAUGCAUGA